AGAAAUGAAUGCUAGUGCUACGGUAGGAGUGGGCUCUUGCCUCUCAACCUCCAAGCCAUUGAGCAUUGGCUUAAGCCCAGUCCCCAUCUAUUUGCGCCGGAGGAAGAGGAGGUGUUUGACGAUUGAGGCGGAGGUGCAGCUAGCCGGGUCGGAGGUUCAAUCUACCUAUCGCCGCCUCAUUAUACUUCGUCAUGCCAAGAGUUCUUGGCAACAUCCGGCUUUACGAGAUCACGACCGUCCUCUCAGUAAAUCCGGACGAGUUGAUGCUAUAGCGGUUUCUCAAAAGCUCCAACGUAUGGGUUGGAUCCCUCAACUUAUUUUAUCCAGCGAUGCCGUGCGAACCAGAGAAACACUUAAAAUCAUGCAGGAACAGGUGCGUGGUUUUCUGGAAGCAGAGGUCCAUUUUAUAUCUAGUUUUUAUUCCAUUGCAGCCAUGGAUGGACAGACUGCUGAACACCUCCAACGAACUAUCUGUCAGUAUUCAACGGAUGAGAUACUUACCAUCAUGUGCAUGGGACAUAAUAGAGGAUGGGAAGAGGCAGCCUCCAUGUUCACUGGUGCUUCCGUAGAGCUCAAGACUUGCAAUGCUGCUUUGCUUGAAGCUCCUGGAAAAUCUUGGGAAGAGGCGUUUGCUGUAGCAGGAUAUGGUGGUUGGAAGCUUCAAGGCAUAGUGACGCCCAGUAGUAACCUGUAUAGACAUUCAGAAAAUUUUGAACAAAUCUGAUCUCCCUGCUAGGAAAAAUGAAAUUGUUCGGGAAGGCAUUAGCCGGAGGAAGAGUUGCUAUACGGCGUAAACCGGGUUCCAGACCCUACAGAUCUUUGUUGUUUCACUUUGCUGGUAGCAUCUGCUAUGAUCUACCUUGAUCAAAACAUAGCUGCCACAGUUUGUACAGGUUUGAA
Hibiscus syriacus is the source of this 900-nucleotide messenger RNA. RefSeq lists its product as uncharacterized. Lineage: Eukaryota; Viridiplantae; Streptophyta; Magnoliopsida; Malvales; Malvaceae. The transcript has 5 exons. The record is from RefSeq and is a predicted model, not a curated record. The coding region runs from base 5 to 724 and encodes 239 amino acids.